UCCUUUGCAGAUCUUUGAACCCCAACUGAGUCAUCGCCAACUUGGUUCAAGAUGCCACCGGCCAUCGGAGGCCCUGUGGGAUACACUCCUCCUGAAGGAGGAUGGGGAUGGGCUGUGGUCAUUGGAGCCUUCAUCUCCAUUGGGUUUUCCUAUGCCUUCCCCAAAUCCAUCACCGUGUUCUUCAAAGAGAUUGAAGUCAUCUUCAACGCGUCCAGUAGCAAAGUCUCAUGGAUCUCUUCCAUCAUGCUGGCUGUUAUGUACGCAGGAGGUCCCAUCAGCAGCAUCCUGGUGAACAAAUACGGCAGCCGGCCCAUCAUGAUCGCUGGUGGCUGCCUCUCCGGGUGUGGGUUGAUUGCAGCCUCUUUCUGCAACACGGUGGAGGAGCUCUACUUCUGCGUUGGGGUCGUAGGGGGCCUCGGACUCGCGUUUAACUUGAACCCAGCCUUGACCAUGAUUGGCAAGUAUUUCUUCAAGAAGCGUCCCCUGGCUAACGGGCUGGCAAUGGCGGGCAGCCCCGUGUUCCUCUCCACCCUGGCGCCCGUGAACCAGCUCUUUUUCGGCAUAUUUGGCUGGCGUGGCAGCUUCCUCAUCCUCGGUGGUCUUUUGCUGAACUGCUGCGUCGCCGGAUCCCUGAUGAGGCCCAUAGGCCCCAAGCCAGAUCAGCUGAAGAAAGAGGCUGCUAAGGAGGUGCUGCAGGAAGCUGGGAAGGCAGUGAAAAAGGACGAUGGUGACACCAGCACCGACCUCAUCGGUGGGAAGACCAAGAAAGAGAAGAGCACGUUUUUCCAGACAAUCAACAAAUUCUUGGACCUGUCCCUGUUCACGCACAGGGGCUUCCUGCUCUAUCUAUCGGGCAAUGUGAUUAUGUUCUUCGGGCUGUUCACUCCCUUGGUCUUCCUCAGCAAUUACGCGAAGAGCAAGAAGAUUGCUAAUGAGUCUGCAGCCUUCUUGCUCUCCAUCCUGGCCUUCGUAGACAUGGUGGCCAGACCUUCCAUGGGACUGGUGGCAAACACCAAGUGGAUCAGACCCAGAGUCCAGUAUUUCUUCGCCAUCUCUGUGAUUUACAACGGGGUGUGCCACCUCUUGGCCCCCAUGUCCACCACCUAUGCCGGCUUCUGCAUUUAUGCUGGCUUCUUCGGCUUUGCCUUCGGCUGGCUGAGCUCAGUCCUGUUUGAGACCCUGAUGGACCUGGUGGGAGCGCAGCGGUUCUCCAGCGCCGUUGGUUUGGUGACCAUCGUGGAGUGCUGCCCUGUGCUUCUGGGACCCCCUCUGCUAGGGAAGCUCAAUGACAUGUACGGUGACUACAAGUACACAUACUGGGCCUGUGGGAUCAUCCUCAUUGUCUCUGGGAUCUACCUCUUCAUUGGGAUGGGCAUCAACUACCGCCUGGUGGCAAAGGAGCAGAAGGCGGAAGAGAAGGUGAAGAACGAAGGGAAGGAGGAGGAGACCAACGUCGACGAGGCUGAGAAGCAGAAAGAGGCAAACAACGACAUGGCCCCCUCGCCUCAGAAGAGCACGGAGGAUGGUGUCAAAGAGGAGGAGAGCCAUAUGUGAGGGACCGGUCUCAAUCCCGGAGUGUCGGGGAAGCGCCGCUGCUCUGGUGCAGUGGCUGGGACAGUGCUCCGCUGGCGCUGGGCAGCCGUGAGAAGUGUUUAAACCAGGUGUUCAUUUUUAACCAGGCUCUGAAUUGUCUUUCCAUCUGUGUUCAACAAAGGUAACGGGGCUACACACGCAGUAUCCUUGUGUGUCGGGGGGCAGGG
This is a messenger RNA of Nipponia nippon (crested ibis), 1760 nucleotides long. NCBI's taxonomy places the organism in Eukaryota, Metazoa, Chordata, Aves, Pelecaniformes, Threskiornithidae. The record is from RefSeq and is a predicted model, not a curated record.